Messenger RNA from Pelodiscus sinensis (Chinese soft-shelled turtle), 5769 nucleotides. It is a transcript of the gene NEDD1, whose product is annotated as NEDD1 gamma-tubulin ring complex targeting factor. Gene Ontology annotation, molecular function: gamma-tubulin binding. Gene Ontology annotation, cellular component: ciliary basal body; centriole; cytoplasm. Gene Ontology annotation, biological process: microtubule nucleation; mitotic cell cycle. Lineage: Eukaryota; Metazoa; Chordata; Testudines; Trionychidae. The record is from RefSeq and is a predicted model, not a curated record.
AGUUAGACUCCGCUACCUCCGUGCUGGGGGCUCUGAAAAAGCCAGGCCUAAGCCUAGCCCCCUGGUGUAGCUGCAUUCCUCUAGCUCAGUCUGGGAAUUCUUCCGUCGACCUAGUUACUGCUGCUCCCAGGGCUUGUCAUCACUACAGGAUGCUGCUUCGGGCGUUAGUUUAUCGCCUCUGAUCCAAGUGCUCUCCUGUCAACUCUGGCACUCCAACAGGAUGCAAAGAGUAGGUGGAGUUGACAAGAGAGCAGCCCUGCUGACCUUACUAUGUGGAAGACAUCAUGGUGCAGCCAUGCAGGAGAGCAUCCGUUUUGCUUCAUCUGGAGAUGAUAUUAAAAUAUGGGAUUCCUCGUCUAUAACAGUGGUGGAGCAGUUCAACCCACAUGCUUCACAUCAAGUCAACUCAUUGUGUUGGGGAAGUAAUAAUAAUUUUCUGGUCACUGCCUCUACAAUUGGUGAUAAAAUAGUUGUUUCAAGCUGUAAAGGUAAACCUGUUCCACUUUUUGAACUAGCUGAAGGGGCAAAACAGACAUGUGUGAGCUUAAAUUCCAGUUCUAUGCAUAUCGUCAGUGGAGGCCUUGAUAACACUGUUAAUAUCUGGGACUUAAAGUCUAGAAGACUUCAUCGUUGCCUCAAGGAUCAUAAAGAUGAAAUUACUUGUGUAACAUUUAAUUGGAAUGAUUGCUACAUUGCUUCUGGAUCGAUGAGUGGUGAAGUUAUUCUACACAGUGUUACUACCAAUUUAUCCAGCACUCCUUUUGGUCAUGGCAGCAGUCAGCCUAUUCGACACCUGAAAUAUUCUUCCUUUAAGAAGUCUUUACUGGGCAGUGUGUCUGACAGUGGAACUGUAACGCUGUGGGAUGUAAAUAGUCAAAAUCCAUACCAUAAUUUUGAAAAUGCUCACAAAGCUCCAGCCUCGGAAAUCUGUUUUUCUCCAGUCAAUGAGUUGCUACUUGUAACCAUAGGUUUGGAUAAAAGGAUCAUUCUCUAUGACACUUCAAGUAAAAAGCUACUGAGAACUCUGGUAGCUGAAUCUCCUCUGACAGCAGUGGAUUUUAUGCCUGAUGGCACUACUCUGGCUAUUGGCUCUUCUCGUGGAAAAAUUUACCAUUAUGAUCUAAGAAAGCUGACGUCACCGGUAAAAACUGUCAGUGCUCACAAAACCUCUGUGAGAUGUAUACGCCUUCAGUAUAGUAGUACUAGUUCAAAGUCUAGCUUUAAUAAAUGUUCUUCAAAUAAACCAGCAUCCAAAAGAACAGAUGUUAAAGCAAGUAGUAAUGUUGGAGGAAUUCAGAAUACUGCCAUAAUCAAAAAUCUUACUUCCAACACACCAACUACAGUUUCAUCCCAGCCCAUCUCAUCAAUUGAGAACAAAGGAGCAGAUGCUCAGGACAAAACAACUUUUCCUCGCAGUGGCAGCAUGGAUAUAAUUCUGUCUAAAGAAACAGAUCAUGGGAAGAAUGCUGAUAUGACUAACUUUAAUGAUCUUGGACGAGAUAGUUUAGGUGACAUGUUCUCUCCAGUCAGAGAUGAUGUUGCAGUUUACAAAACAAAUGACGAGCUUCCAGGAAAAGGAGAUGGUUUGGAUUUCCUCCCCUACUUUUCUGGUUUGGAUUUUCUUCCCCAAUUAAACACUGUAUUUCCUGUAAAAAGUAACACAGUGAGUGUGUGCAUGCAAGGGACACGUUCUAGCCCAUUACAUGCAUUUGUGGGCUCUCCUAUUAAAGAAGAAGGUGAGCAUCCAAAUCAAGAUGCUGAAGCUACAAAAAUAAAUACUGGAAAACAAGAGUCCAGAGAACCCUUUAAACAGCUUUCAAAAUUGAGCUCAUCGAGCGCUGAGUCUGGAAAUUCAAAUACUUCACCUUUGCCCAUUGUAAUCAAGUCUCCAGAAGCAAAUGAGAGGCUAGGGAAGAAUAUUCAGGCACUCUUGAUGUCCGAUUCACCAGUAAAUGGUACUACCUCAGCAGGUCCGAAGAUAACUUCCUCUGUCACUGUGGGAGUUGCUAAUUCAUUAUCUGAAAAAAUAGUAGACACUAUUGGAAGUAAUAGACCAAAUGCACCUUUGACAUCAGUUCAGAUUCAUUUCAUUCAGAAUAUGAUACAGGAAACACUGGAUGAUUUCAGAGAAGCAUGCCAUCGAGACAUUGUGAAUUUGCAAGUGGAGAUGAUUAAACAGUUCCAUAUGCAGUUGAAUGAAAUGCAUGCCUUACUUGAAAGAUACUCUGUAAAUGAAAGUUUAGUAGCCGAAAUUGAAAAAUUACGAGAAGAAAACAAAAGACUGAGGACCCACUUCUGAAAGACCCAUGCAAAGCUUAUUUUGUUGGCAUGAACUUAAUGCAUUUUGUACUUUAACUUGCAAGACAUUACCUACCAAACACUGAAGUUGUGUAUGAAGAUCCAGUAUUGGUUUUUUGAACUUAGAAAACCUCUUCUUUUAAAUAAAUGUUACUAGACAAAAUACUUAACUGUAAAAUUUUUAACAGAGAUAAAUCUGCACUAAUAAUUGCUGUAAAGAAUGUGUUCAUAUCUUUAUGGUAAAUCAACUUGAAAUACAUCUGUUGUCUACCAGGAAAGCUAACAGGAUAUUUUGUCAAAGCUUUAGCUGUCCACAAAGUGCCUUUUAUGAACCAAAAGGAAACGGGGCAAAUAAAAAUAUAUAUUCUAUAAGAAUGUAUAUUCCAUAAGAAUUUUUGAUCAUAUACCUGCUAUCAUAUCUAUAUGACUGACAUUCUUUUUCACGUUCAUCAACAACAGUCAUUUUAGAUUCAGCAUUUCAACUAUUUUUGUGAAAAACAGUAGUUUUCAGUGUGACAUUUGGAGUUUUGUUUAUGAAUAGCUGGGUAAAACAGGGAAUUUACUAGUAAUUAUUUGAUUAACAUGCAAUUAUUUAUAACUCAGAACUUUUCUAUAUGAAGCAAAAUUUGACUUCAGUUUUUGAUAUAUUCAUGAAUGUGAUCAUCCACUUGUUUGUGUUUUUUAAUUGUUUUUAUGAUAACUCUGUACUCUUCUGCCACUGAUUUCUUCCUCUUCUCUGCACUCCUUCCCGUGCUUAUAAACUUAAUAUUUAGGAUGAGUUUUUGUUACAAUUUAUCUGUGUAAACUAGAAUCCUUUCAUUUAUGUAAGUGAAUAUUUACAUAUUUUAUGGCAUAUUGAAUAAUUUACCCAGUUUCAUUGAAUAUAAUUUGUAGCCUUUGAAAUGUUCUGAGUGUACAUACUUAGCCAGUAGUACAACAUAGUUACAGACUUUGAGGAUUUGACUCCAACAUAUUGUUUCUUCCCUCUCUCCCUUCCUUAUCACCUAUUUACUGUACCUCAUAUGCUGCAGGCAUGUGUUCACCAAUCUUUGCCACUUAAUCAUUACUGUAAAUUUUUUUUGGCCCUGCUGAAUACCAAAUGAAUUCAGUUUGUCUUCGCUAUAACAUAACUGCAUGUGUCAUAUUAGUAUUGACUUUUUGUCCAGCAGUACAAUUCUUCCAGGCCUAUUCUUGCACUCCUUAAUAAGGCAAAAUAUCUAAAAUGAAAACCUGGCCUCCCUGAAGUCAAUGUAAGUUUUGCCAUUGACUUCAAUGGAGUCAGGCUUUCACUCAAAAUCACACCAGUGAGAAUAUUGCCUUAGCAAGGGCUGAGCAGGCCUCUGCUACCAAGUGCCUUUUGGAGUUGGUGUUUUGAAGAUCUUUAGGUACCCAUAGCCAAUAUAUAGCUCUCUUCCAAAUCAUACAUGUUCAGACUGAAAGGAAGACUCCAAGAAAGAACUGAGACCACAUUAAGUUAUUAGCUACAACAUGUAACCUUUACAGACAAGAUGACAUUUUUCCAAUAAAUGAAAAAUCCAGAACAAAGCAUUAAGCUUGUUAUUUACUUAAAAUGAUACAGUGCAAAUAUGAAACACGAAAACACACUUUGAUUCUUGUCACCAUCUUUAACAUGUUUAAGAGAAGCAUAAGCAUUUUUCCUGUAUUUUUACAAGCUAAUUACUGAAUUAUUUUUUCUUGUAAAAAUAGAAUAUUGAGGUAGCUUUCAAAAUUAUGAUCACAACUUGAAUAUUAGCUUGCAGUGUACUGCUACUAUGUUCAAAUGAACUUUUUUAAAGUGUUUCUAUAAAGUUUUACUUAACUCAGUGAACUCAAAGAAGCAGAAUAACUUAAACUUAUUUUAGUAAUUUAAUGCUAAUGUACAGAAAAAAUAGUAUUUUGUAAAACUUUGUAAGUUUGUAGGAGGAGCAAAUAAGUUCUAAUUGACACUCAAAUUACCAGCCACAAACUUGUGUAAAGAUGAUGUUUAAAAGUGUUUUAAAUCAGUGAUAGGCAGCCAAGGCUAGUAAAUGGGCCUCAUGAGUGGGUCGUCUUCAUCUCAGUGGGCUGCAAGAUUGUCAUAACCAAGACUGUCUCAUGGGAUAGAUUAUUUUGCUAACUGUGCUUGCAUACCUAGAAUUUGCAGGAUGUGCCAACUGAUUCAUAGCAGUAUGUGGGAUGAGGUAGCUCUCGUGGUCUAUGUUGUGUACAAGCAGAUCGCUUCAUGUGUCCUUGCUUUAAGUGUGUGUCACUUUAAUAAUACUCAUGGGGGGGCACUACGUGGAUGGAAACCAGCAUAAGCUGGCAGUCCUGCCCAUGGGCAGUGGUAAACAAUGUUUCAUGGGCCACAUAUAGAACCCCAAGGUUGCCCCCCACUGCUUGUAAAUCUUUCACCAUUCUACAGUAUGCAUUGUUAAUCUAGUGUAGCAAACAUGCAGAAUCCAUUUAAUCCCAAGGCUUUUGCACCAGGAUGGCCAUAAAAUAUCAGGGAAUUGGAAGAGCAUCCUGAGAAUUUGCCUGCAGGUUUUCACCACGUCUUCUAUUUUUUGAUUCAUAAUCUAGGUGAAGUCUGAACCUCUGAACACAGGACACUGCAAGAACAGUGAUUGAAGGAAGAAAUGGUUUUGAACUUUGUUCUGGGGCUUGUUUCUUUAUUUCAGCAUUAGUGUGGCACUGGUGACUGGUAGAAACAUCUGGCAGUCUGAUAGCCCAUAGGGGGGCAAAACAUGUUUUAUUUGUACACAGAUCUGAACUGUAUUUUAAAAUAAAAUUGUUUAUUUUAACCUUUAGACCAAAGUCCUUGUGGUAGCCAUCUUUUUUAUUAAUACAGAAGGUUAUAUGUGUCAAGACAAAGACUGCAAACUAGGCAUGGCCACAUUAUUCAUUCAUUAUUUACCCUGGAAUUCUUUAUUGUGUCUAGCUUUGCAGUAUCUCCCCUACUUUUGAGACAAGCAACAAGCAAUGUGGCAGCCAUGUAAAGGAAUUGGUGUUAUGGUAAAGUUCUAUUUCUACCAUGUAAUUAUGGAGUCACAGAUGUAUGUGACUUAGAAAUGUGUAAACUUAUGACAGAGUUGAUGGCCAUUGCUGAAGAACACUUUCAAAUACUGUUUUUGGAAGAGGGAGAGUGCAUGUUUUCUACCCCACUUCUCAAAUACUGAUGCAUCUGAGAUUCUGGACUCUCCUCUGUCCUGUACUAUAAUUUGGAAUUAUAUAUGCUUACUUUCCUCUCCUUCUUUGAAAAUAAACAGUUUAUUUUUUUUCCCCUUGGUCCUGGUUCAUAGCCAGAUACGAAAUACUCAUUUUAAAGUCAAUCUGGAUUCUGGAAAUAGAUCUAUACAUAAUCAAGAAUAUAUAUAAGAUCCAUGUAUUUUUUUUAAAUGGAGUUGUUGUCAGGCUGAUUUUUUGACAGUGCUAAGAAAUGUGAAUCUUUUAAAAAGACUGUACUUAAAGUGAGGGUCAUUGACUGAUUAAAUA